AUGCCUUUUGAAGGGUUUAGUUCACUGAAAGACAGAUUUUUGAAACCAGGGAAGGAAGACGUGAAGACCACUGUUAGUGACUCUCUGGGGAAUCUGCAAAGAAAAAUUGAUGGAUCCAACACAGAAGAAGACCACAUUGAAUUGACUGAAGAGGGAAGGCCUGUGCUGGCAACCACUCACAAACCUCCCCUAUGUGACUGCUAUUGCUGUGGACUACCCAAGCGCUACAUCAUUGCCAUAAUGAGUGGUCUGGGCUUUUGCAUUUCUUUUGGAAUUAGGUGCAAUCUGGGUGUUGCCAUAGUGGAAAUGGUUAACAACAGCACCGUCUAUGUGAAUGGAAAACCAGAGCUUCAGAAAGCUCAGUUCAGCUGGGAUCCAGAGACAGUAGGACUUAUACAUGGCUCAUUUUUCUGGGGUUACAUUGUGACACAAAUUCCAGGAGGGUUUAUCUCAAACAAACUAGCUGCUAACAGGGUAUUUGGAGCAGCUAUUUUCCUAACAUCUACACUGAAUAUGUUCAUCCCGUCUGCUGCAAGAGUACAUUAUGGCUGUGUUAUGUUUGUAAGAAUUUUGCAAGGUCUCGUAGAGGGCGUGACCUAUCCAGCGUGCCAUGGGAUGUGGAGCAAAUGGGCUCCCCCACUGGAGAGAAGCAGGCUGGCAACCACAUCUUUCUGUGGUUCUUACGCUGGGGCAGUGGUUGCCAUGCCCUUGGCAGGGAUAUUGGUACAGUAUAUAGGAUGGCCAUCAGUCUUUUAUAUUUAUGGAAUGUUUGGAAUUUUUUGGUACAUGUUCUGGCUGUUUCAUGCCUAUGAGAGCCCUGCUGCACAUCCAACAAUAACCAGUGAAGAAAGGACAUACAUAGAAACAAGUAUAGGAGAAGGAGCCAGCCUAGUUAGUGCAAGUAAAUUUAGUACCCCGUGGAAGAAGUUUUUCACUUCAAUGCCAGUGUAUGCAAUCAUCGUGGCAAACUUUUGUAGAAGCUGGACCUUCUAUUUGCUGCUUAUAAGUCAGCCUGCUUACUUUGAAGAGGUCUUUGGCUUUGCAAUAAGUAAGGUUGGCCUUUUGUCUGCAGUUCCACAUAUGGUCAUGACAAUAAUUGUUCCCAUUGGUGGGCAAUUAGCUGAUUUUUUACGAAGCAGAAAGAUUUUAACCACUACCACUGUAAGAAAAAUCAUGAAUUGUGGAGGUUUUGGCAUGGAAGCAACUUUGCUUUUGGUGGUUGGUUACUCUCAUACAAGAGGUGUGGCUAUUUCCUUCUUGGUGCUGGCAGUAGGAUUUAGUGGAUUUGCUAUUUCAGGAUUUAAUGUCAACCAUUUGGAUAUUGCACCCCGGUACGCCAGCAUUCUGAUGGGGAUCUCCAAUGGUGUGGGGACACUGUCGGGAAUGGUGUGCCCACUCAUUGUUGGUGCGAUGACUAAACACAAGACCCGGGAAGAGUGGCAAAAUGUCUUUCUGAUAGCAGCUCUCGUGCACUACAGUGGAGUGAUAUUCUAUGCUAUCUUUGCUUCUGGUGAGAAGCAAGAAUGGGCUGACCCUGAAAGCCUCAAUGAAGAGAAAUGUGGCAUAAUCGACCAAGAUGAACUGGCUGAAGAAACGGAACUGAACAGUGAUACUUUUGUUAGUCCAAAGAAAACGUAUGGCGCUACCAGUCAAAACAAUGAUGUGCGGAAAAAGGCAUGGAGAAAGCAAAAGGGAGUAACGCAGGACAUAGAAGAACAGACUUCCUACCAUUAUGAAAAUGGAAAUUUUCAAGAUAGGUCAUAA
This is a messenger RNA of Emys orbicularis (European pond turtle), 1764 nucleotides long. It is a transcript of the gene SLC17A8, whose product is annotated as solute carrier family 17 member 8. Gene Ontology annotation, cellular component: excitatory synapse; synaptic vesicle membrane. The transcript has 12 exons. NCBI's taxonomy places the organism in Eukaryota, Metazoa, Chordata, Testudines, Emydidae. Gene Ontology annotation, molecular function: L-glutamate transmembrane transporter activity; neurotransmitter transmembrane transporter activity. The record is from RefSeq and is a predicted model, not a curated record. Gene Ontology annotation, biological process: synaptic transmission, glutamatergic; regulation of synapse structure or activity; neurotransmitter loading into synaptic vesicle. The coding region runs from base 1 to 1764 and encodes 587 amino acids.